AUGCUUUUAUUUAUUUUUUUUAAUAUUCUAUCUAUCUAUCUAUCUAUCUAUCUAUCUAUCUAUGAGUAUAACACGUGUUCGAUUAAAUUAUUUUAUAGGUUGAUGAAACGUGCAACAAAAUGUUUUUGUUUCGAUCUCAGUUGCUUUCUUCUCUUCAAAUUUUCCCAAUUUUCUCUCCCAGAGUACAAUUAUGGUCUGCCAGGAAAAGGCAAAUCUAAAAAGCGCAAACAAUUCAUCCUUCCCAAAAUCAGUGGAGAAAUUCUGUUUGGCAUCCAUCCUGUAAUAUUGGCCUUAAAAUGUGAGAAGAGAACUUUCUACAAAUUGUAUCUUCAGAAUUCUAUUCAGAAAUCUGACCCCCACCAGCAAAUCAUGACCACUUGUAAUGAGAAGGGCGUUAUUGUGAUGCCAACUGACAAAACCAUUCUUGAUUGUCUUUCUGGAAACAGACCCCAUCAGGGUGUCUGUUUGGAUGCCUCUACAUUAAAGGUGGAUACGCUUGAAAUUGAUCUCUUCAGAAAAUCCAAAAUAAUUGCAGCUAAAGAACCGCCACUUUGGUUGUUGCUUUAUAGAAUUCAGGAUCCAAUGAAUUUUGGGGCUAUUUUACGAAGCUGCUACUACCUUGGUGUCGACAGAGUAAUAUUCUCUCAAGAAAACAGUGCCCCCCUCAACCCCGUGGUGAGUAAAAGUAGUUCCGGUGCCAUGGAAAUUGUUCCAAUGUCUGCAACUCAAAGAGAACAGUCAUUGGUUUACAUGAUCAAGACUGAAAAGAAGAAUGGUUGGAAAGUGAUUGGAAGCGUUGGACGACAGGAUAUUGAUUCCUUGAAUCGAUCUUCUGUGAUUCCCAUCGACCAAUUUGUUCUCCGUGACCCCACAAUCCUGAUGAUUGGUAAUGAAGGCAGUGGACUUACAGACAGAAUGUUGCGGUUAUGUGAUGAACUGGUGACCAUCAACCCCAGAAAUGAUGACCAUUGUCCACUUGUAGAUUCUCUCAAUGUUUCAGUUGCAACAGGUAUUCUUUUACAUUCGCUGAAGAAGUCAAGAAACCCUAGUUGA
Molecule: messenger RNA, 1053 nt
Organism: Acanthosepion pharaonis
Lineage: Eukaryota; Metazoa; Mollusca; Cephalopoda; Sepiida; Sepiidae
Source: the annotation of a GenBank genome assembly